Messenger RNA from Saxophila tyrrhenica, 615 nucleotides. RefSeq lists its product as uncharacterized. Bases 1 to 615 code for a protein of 204 amino acids. NCBI's taxonomy places the organism in Eukaryota, Fungi, Ascomycota, Dothideomycetes, Mycosphaerellales, Extremaceae. The record is from RefSeq and is a predicted model, not a curated record. The transcript has a single exon.
AUGCCGACUCAGUCCAACCCGCGCACGUGGACUCUCCGCUUCAAAUCCCACCGCACCACCAUCCUGCUACACAUCGAUCCCAUCCAGACCUUCCCGUCCGUGAAGCGCGAUCUCCUCGAAGCGCUUACGCAGACCAACCCCAGCGGAACCUUCAACGGCCACCAAAUCCCACAAAACUCUGAGGCAAUUGUGCUCGGUAAACCUGUGGACAUCAACGACCUCACUCGCGGAUGGGAGACGAUCCAGACCUCCGGCAGCGGCGACAGUGAGAGCAGCGGGAAAGGUAAGGGCAAGGCUGGUUCAGCAACCCCUGCGAAGGCAUCAGGGAAGAAUCAGGUGCAGGAUUGUCCGCAGGGCGCAGGUUUGCGUGACGGAGGCAUUGUGGCAUUUAAAUUCCGCGGGCAGGAUGAGAGUGAGAGAGCAGACCGGACGCAAGGCGAGGAUGAGGACGAGAUUGUAGUCGCCAAAGAAGAUCAGAUCAACAAGGAGGGAGAGCAGUGGGAUGUCGUCGUCCCGACGCUAGAGGAGACGUAUGGCGAUCAGGUGGCGGAAAUGAUGGAGGACGAGGACGAGGGCAUUGAGGCCGAUGCGCCGAAUGGUUCGAAUGCGGGAUAG